AUAUGCUAUAAUUAGUUUAGUUUUCUGUAAGCAUGGGUUCUCUGAUGUUUUCAAGCUGAGAAACGACAUAGUUCAGUUUCGCUAUUUCGAGGAAAACCGCUAAAAAAUACAUUGACCAUAUAACCACAAAAGUGCUGUUUGGUUACUGGGAAAAUAAGGGACAGGAAGUGAAAAAUGACUGUAACAGCAGGAAUCGGGUACGCUUUGCUAGCGCUUGGACCUUCUCUUUCUCUCUUCGUCUCUGUGAUCUCCAAGAAGCCUUUCUUGAUCCUCACUGUCCUCUCCAGUACACUGUUAUGGCUUAUAAGUCUUAUAAUUCUUUCGGCUGUAUGGAGGGCUUUUCUUCCUCUGAAAUCGACAACAUGGUGGCCAUAUGCAUUGCUGAUAAUAACAUCUGUUGGGUUUCAAGAAUGUCUUCGUGUCUUUUUCUGGAAAGUUUAUAAGAGGUUGGAAGACAUGUUGGACGCUUACGCUGACAGACUCCUAAAACCACGCCUGUUUCUUACUGAUAAAAUGCAAAUUGCACUGGCUGGUGGAUUAGGCCAUGGUGUGGCUCAUGCUGUAUUUUUUUGCCUUAGUCUCUUAUCUCCAGCAUUUGGCCCAGCCACGUUUUUUGUUGAUAAAUGCUCACAGAUGCCUUUUUUUCUUGUUUCUGCAAUUAUUGCACUUGCAUUUGUUACAAUCCACACUUUCUCAAUGGUCAUUGCUUUCAACGGGUAUGCUGAAGGGAAUAAAGUGGACCAGUAUUUUGUUCCCAUCAUUCAUUUUGUUGCUGGAAUGCUGACACUGGUAAAUUUUGCAUAUGGGGGUUGUGCUAUUGGGAUUCCUCUCCUCUAUUUCAUGGCUUUAUUGACUUUGUUUCACUGUGGGAAGAUGAUUUGGAGAAGAUUAACAGAAUGCCGAAGGCAGCAGGGUAAUUCUUUGUAAUUCUUCAACUGUCCUACGUAACUAUUUGAUUCAGAUAUGCCCUCCCCUUCAUAUAUAAGUCCAUGUGAUGACCUCAUGAAUUUAACUGCUUUCAUGCACAAAGAAACAUUUGAGUCACAAGUCUGUAUUCUAGAUUAUUUAUCGAAACCUUUUAUUCUGUGAACAAUGUACUAAUUCUAGUCAAUUGGUUAUAUAUUUUUUUUAUUUUU
Mangifera indica (mango) is the source of this 1136-nucleotide messenger RNA. RefSeq names its product gamma-secretase subunit APH1-like. Lineage: Eukaryota; Viridiplantae; Streptophyta; Magnoliopsida; Sapindales; Anacardiaceae. Gene Ontology annotation, molecular function: protein-macromolecule adaptor activity. The transcript has 6 exons. Bases 175 to 927 code for a protein of 250 amino acids. Gene Ontology annotation, cellular component: membrane; endoplasmic reticulum; gamma-secretase complex. Gene Ontology annotation, biological process: protein processing; positive regulation of catalytic activity. The record is from RefSeq and is a predicted model, not a curated record.